AUGGUCCCAGGGCUGUCGACGCGGCUCCGCCUGCCAGGGCCCCGCGCGAGGCCUCCCGCCCCCCCCCCGCCCCCCCCCCCCCGCUUCACCGCCUUCCCCGGAGGCAGGUCUGCGGCUUGGCUGCGCGCUCGCUGGGGCGGCGGGAGCCGGGCCCGAAGCCGGCGGGCCGUAGGGCCGCGCGGAGGAGGCCCCGGCGGGCGGCCUCCCGGCCUCCAGGCCUCCCGGCGCGCCCGGCCCCGGCUCGUUCCCGCGGCGCGGGCGGCAGGAGCCGCGCCGCGCGGGGCCCGGCCGGCAUGGACUCAGCUAGAGCCGCGGCGGGCGGAGCGCCGAGCCGUCGUGGAGGCCGCGGGCAGAGGAGCGCGCGCCGCGCCGCGGGGGCUGUGCCGAGGGGCCGCCAUGGGUGCGGGCGCGGGCGCGGGCGCGGGCGCGGGCGGCGGGCUGCGGGCCCUGCUGUGGGGCGCCUGCCUCUGCGCCCUGGCGCGCGGGCAGGAGGCGCGGCCCGGGCAGGGCGCGGCCGCGGGGCGCUGGCGGCAGCUGAUCCGCUGGGAGAACAACGGGCAGGUGUACAGCCUGCUCAACUCGGGCUCCGAGUACGUGGCGCCCGGGCCGCCGCGCCCCGACGGUAGCUCGCGGCUGCUGCUGGCCGGCGCCCCCCAGGCCCCGGCGCGGCGCGGCCCCGGAGGCCUCCGGCGCAGGCAGGCCCCGCCGCUCCCCGCGCUCCCCGCGCACCCCCUGCAGCCCCUGCAGCCCCUGCAGCCCCUGCCCGGGCGCGCGGGCUCCGACACGGUGCGCGGCCAGGCGCGCCACCCCUUCGGCUUCGGCCAGGUGCCCGACAACUGGCGCGAGGUGGCGGUCGGGGACGGCGCGGGGCUGGCGCGGGUGCGCACGGCCGUGUCCCCGCCGCGCCACGGGGGCGGGGGCGCGGGCGCGGGCUCGUCCGUGGCGGCCUCGGCCUUCGCCGCCACCUACCGCCAGCAGCCCUCCUUCCCGCAGCCGUUCCCCCCGCCGCAGGCGCCCUUCGUCGGCCAGUACGAGGCCUACGACCCCGGGUCGCGCAGCUACGACCAGGGCUACGUGUACUACCGCGGCGGCGCGGGGGGCGCGCUGGCGGCGGCGGCGGCCUCGGCCUCGGUCUCCGCGGGGGGCGCCUACCCGUUCCCGCCGCGGCCGCGCUACGAGGACUACGGCGGCGGCGGCGAGGAGCCCCCCGAGCUCCCGCCGCAGACCUUCUACCCCGGCGCGGAGCGGCCCUACGCGCCCCCGCCGCCCGCGCCCGCGCCCGACGGCCUGGACCGCCGCUACGCGCACAGCCUGUACCACGAGGCCGCCGGCCCCGAGCUCGCCGCCCCCGACGCGGGCCCCGCCGCGCCGCGCCUCGCCUGGCUCCCGCCCUACGCCCACGCCGAGCCGCAGCCGCCCUUCCGCGCGCCGGAGCCGCCCUACCUGCCGCUGCGCAGCUCGGACGCGCCCCCGCCCGGGGCCGAGCGGGCCGGCGCGCAGCAGGGGCGCCUCAGCGUGGGCAGCGUGUACCGGCCCAGCCCGAGCGGCCGCGGUCUCCCCGACUUGGUCCCGGACCCCAACUACGUGCAAGCAUCCACUUAUGUGCAGAGAGCCCAUCUCUACUCGCUGCGCUGUGCUGCGGAGGAGAAGUGUCUGGCCAGCACAGCCUAUGCCCCCGAGGCCACCGACUACGAUGUGCGGGUGCUGCUGCGCUUCCCCCAGCGCGUGAAGAACCAGGGCACCGCAGACUUCCUCCCGAACCGGCCGCGGCACACCUGGGAGUGGCACAGCUGCCACCAACAUUACCACAGCAUGGAUGAGUUCAGCCACUAUGACCUGCUGGAUGCAGCCACAGGCAAGAAGGUGGCCGAGGGCCACAAGGCCAGCUUCUGCCUGGAGGACAGCACGUGUGACUUCGGCAACCUCAAGCGCUACGCGUGCACCUCUCACACGCAGGGCCUGAGCCCAGGCUGCUAUGACACUUACAACGCGGACAUCGACUGCCAGUGGAUCGACAUAACGGACGUGCAGCCCGGGAACUACAUCCUCAAGGUCCACGUGAACCCGAAGUAUAUAGUCUUGGAGUCUGACUUCACCAACAAUGUGGUGCGUUGCAACAUCCACUACACAGGUCGCUAUGUUUCUACCACAAACUGCAAAAUUGUCCAGUGA
This is a messenger RNA of Canis lupus familiaris (dog), 2172 nucleotides long. RefSeq names its product lysyl oxidase like 1 (gene LOXL1). The transcript has 7 exons. The coding region runs from base 1 to 2172 and encodes 723 amino acids. Gene Ontology annotation, molecular function: protein-lysine 6-oxidase activity; copper ion binding. The record is from RefSeq and is a predicted model, not a curated record. Gene Ontology annotation, biological process: peptidyl-lysine oxidation. Lineage: Eukaryota; Metazoa; Chordata; Mammalia; Carnivora; Canidae.